Ascoidea rubescens DSM 1968 is the source of this 1266-nucleotide messenger RNA. RefSeq lists its product as uncharacterized. The transcript has a single exon. NCBI's taxonomy places the organism in Eukaryota, Fungi, Ascomycota, Saccharomycetes, Ascoideales, Ascoideaceae. The record is from RefSeq and is a predicted model, not a curated record. The coding region runs from base 1 to 1266 and encodes 421 amino acids.
AUGUUCAUACAGCCUCUACUCUUCUCGACCAUUUGGUCUUUAACUUCAAAACUCAUAUCUGCUGCUUCUUCUGAUAUCUUUGAUUUAUAUGCUACAACAACAUCAUCAUCCUCAAUUCAAUUAAACCCACUCGGUGUUACCUCAGACAAUGUAAUAGCAAUCGGUGCCGAUGUAACAAAAUUAGACAUUCAAAUUCUUGAAGAUGGUAAAGCAAAAAUUCAAAAUACAAAUUAUUACCUAUAUGUUAACCAAGAUAACCAAUUAACCUACAAUAGCCAAGGUUCUUCAAUCUUUUUCAUAUCUGGUAAACAUUUGCAUUAUAACGAAUACUACACCUUUUUGGCUUGCUCAAUAUCUGACAAUAACUAUGAAAUCUAUCUCGAUGAUCAAUCUUCGGCUUCUCCUUGCGAUAGCCCAAUUUCUUUCUCUUUCAGACCAAGAAAAACUGAUAAUAAUAAUAUAAUAACUAGCUAUGUUCCAUCUGCUUUAGGCUCGACUCAGACUAAUUUCGAUGAAACUAUUUUUACUGCUGAUUCAACUGAUGAUGGCUCUUUGGUUUUCACUUCUGAUUCUGAUGGAACAACUGGUCUCCCUUUAACUGCUGAUGAUAAUGACGAUGAUUCAAAUACAAAUUCAGUAACUACAAUUUAUUCCACUAAAACCUUAGGUGGAGGCGUUAUCCCAAUUACUACUAUUAGCGGCGAUGUAAAAACCUCUUUAUCAACUGGCUAUAGUGUUUUAACUUAUACAAGUACUGUUAUGGUCCCAGUUACUGAGACAUUCACUUCAAAAGGUCAAGAUACAGUUAUAAUGGUUACAACAUAUUUAACUCCCCUAGAGACUUGUAUUACUACAACAAGGCUUUCAACGAUUUACUCUGCUGUUUCCACUGAAACUAUAACUUAUUUGACUUGUGCUGAUGAUGCUUGCAAAACUACUUUAACUUCCACUUUAGAAUUGGUUCAUGGUUCUACUCUUUACACAAAAACUUUUAAAAAUGAAUCAUCCACUAUUUCCCAAACCAGUUCCGGAAAUCGUGCCCUUCCAACUUCUAAUUCUGGAGAUGAUUCUGAAGAUGAUUCAUCUUCAACUGAAUCUAAUACAAGAUUUAACUCAUUAGUCACUGUUUUCAGCUCUUUAACCUCUGUAGCUGGUAACUUCACUGAUGAACUCUUUGGUAAUUCAAGUUCUGCAAAUGACGCUCAUGUCUUGAAAGGAUUUUCACUUGUUUCUUUGAUUACUAUAUUUGGUUUAAUAUUAAUUUAA